AUGUUGAUGCUGAUGUGGAUUACAGUGGUGCUUUUUAAUACAGUUGGUAAGUUUGUAAGUCCUGCACAGACAAACAGGGUCAGUCAGCCAGACUCAGUGAUCACUGCUACUGUUGGUGAUAAUGUUACUCUGCGUUGCUUUCUGCUAAAAAAGGAUCACACUGGUCCCAUCGUUUGGUACAAGCAAACGGCAGAACAAGGACUUUCUUUAAUUGCCUCAGUUCAACAGGAUUCCAGUUAUGAAGAAGAUUUUAGACACCCCAGGUUCAAUAUAAAGAGAGAAAAAGAGAGCUUCCAUUUAAAUAUUGCCAGCGUGGAACCUUCAGAUGAAGCCAGUUAUUACUGUGGCUCUAUUCAGUUUUUAACAUUGUUUGGGAAUGGAACAUUUUUAUCAGUAAGAGGUGAUGAAGAUGUGAAGGUAUCAGUUAACCAACAUGCUGAGUUGGACUCGGUUCCUGCAGGAGAAUCAGUAAAUCUUCAGUGCUCUGUUUUGUCUGAGAGCAAAACAUCAGAACAUCAAGUGCUCUGGUUCAGAUCUGCUGAACCACAAUCCCAUCCUCAAAUCAUUUACACUCAUCACAACAGCAGCCAUCAGUGUAAGAACAGCUCUUCUACAUACAGCUGUGUGUACAACUUCUCCAAGAACAUCCUCACCAUCAAUGAUACUGGUACCUACUACUGUGCUGUGGCCAUAUGUGGAAAAAUCAUUUUUGGGAAUGGAACAACUGUACAGCUGGCAGCAUCUGUGGAUUCUGUUGUGAUCUACGUAGCAGUCAUUUUGGGAGUUCUGGUAGCUGUAUUCUCCGUUCUGGUUGUUAGCUGUAAAAUGAGAACAUGUGAACACUGCAGAGUGAGAUCUCAACAAGGUUCUGUGGUAGAAAAAUCAACUGACCAGGACUGUGAUGCUGCAGAGCUAAAUUACAUUGCCUUACAUUUUACUGAUAAAAAAGCAAAAAAAGAGAGAGGAAAGAGAAACCCAGCCCAAGACUGUGUUUAUUCUACAGUGAGGGACUCUUUUGCUACCUAG
Trichomycterus rosablanca is the source of this 1026-nucleotide messenger RNA. Its product is annotated as tyrosine-protein phosphatase non-receptor type substrate 1-like. The transcript has 6 exons. Gene Ontology annotation, biological process: response to bacterium. The record is from RefSeq and is a predicted model, not a curated record. NCBI's taxonomy places the organism in Eukaryota, Metazoa, Chordata, Actinopteri, Siluriformes, Trichomycteridae. The coding region runs from base 1 to 1026 and encodes 341 amino acids.